AUGCAGAUUAUCAACAAUGUGGCGAAGAAGAAGAACAGUGGACAGUUGAUUCGCUCCGCAGCUGCCUUCGGGGUGAAGCAAGUGUUCAUUGUUGGUAAAAAGAAGGAUGUCAGCUUCUUCGGGUCACAAGGCUCCCAAAGGCGUGUAGAUCUCAAGUUUUUUAACGGAUUAUCCGAGAUGAAAGACCAUUGCACACAGCAGCAAAUUACGGUGUGUGGGAUUGAGAUAGGUGAGGGCGCUAAGUCAGUAGAAAUGCACCCGUUUAGGGGUCCUACCGCGUUUAUUGUAGGCAACGAAGGGCACGGCAUGGAGCCUCGCGAAAUGGAUAUCUGUGAUCACUUUGUCUACAUACCACAAUACGGAGACGGCACCGCCUCCCUCAAUGUCUACGUGGCUGGCUCCAUCGUAUUCCACCAUUUUGGGAUGUGGGCAAAGUACCAAGAGACACCUGUCACGGGUGCGAAGUUUGAUGUCAAUUCAGAGCCACUUGUGCCGUUGGGAACUUACACUGAAGAAGACCUUGCCAAGCGAGAAGCCAGGCAACGUAAACGAGAAGAGAAGGAGAGGUUAGAAGCUACAGAAAGUAACAGUGAAGAAUUAGUAAACAAAGGCUUGUAGCUUGCAAUCAUGUUUUUGAAAGUCUGUGGCUUGCUUUCUUCAAUCAUGUGUCAAAUGAGAUCUCAACCCAUAGUCACUUCUUCCAACAGAGACAUGCACAUAUAGACUGUGCUAAGUGGGAAGUCAUGCGACGCAAAUAAGAUUAAAAGCAACAGAAAAUAUCCGUGA
Sphaeroforma arctica JP610 is the source of this 786-nucleotide messenger RNA. RefSeq lists its product as hypothetical. The record is from RefSeq and is a predicted model, not a curated record. Gene Ontology annotation, biological process: RNA processing. NCBI's taxonomy places the organism in Eukaryota, Ichthyosporea, Ichthyophonida. The transcript has 4 exons. Gene Ontology annotation, molecular function: RNA methyltransferase activity; RNA binding. Bases 1 to 618 code for a protein of 205 amino acids.